AUGUUGAUUCUAUUCCAACAAAGACGACGAAAAGUCUAUGAAAUCCUCGAUCAAGGUGUUGGGAAAGGAAAUGCCAAAGCCGACUCUCAUCUUUUGCAUUUAAAUCAAGCAUUGGUCAUUCUCUCGUGCGUAUUUUCAUCAAUCAUGGCGGCCAUGCACUUUUUCACAAAAACCGGGCUUCUCGACCUUCCACAGUCCCCUCCACUCAUCAGCAACGCGCUCCCUUUCACGAUUUUAGAAACCUAUAUUAUUUUCGUCACGCAGAGUUCAAUUCUUAUGCUUGCCUCGUUGUUCUGCCAACUUUGCCUAAUCCUACGGGCAAGUAUCAUCAGGUUAUGCGCCGAAAUGCUGCCAGUCCACGAAGAAUGUCCAACCACGGAACAGUCUUUGAAACAGAUCCACGACGUGCAAAUUCACUAUCAGGAGCUCUACAACGCAAAAGCUCUGAUCGAAGAAACUUUCUCAUUCGCCAUAUUUUUCACUUAUGGUUGCUGUAUUCCAAUGAUAUGCUUUUUGUGCUAUAUUCUAUUGAAAAAUUCGAACCAAGAUGCUACCGAAAUUGUCUCAUUGUUGAUGUGGGUGUUCAACACGGUGAUAGUGUUGUUGUUUUUUAGCAUUCCUGCCUUUAUGGUGCAGGAAGAGGGCGAGAAAAUAUUGAGCUCUUGUUUUCGGAUGUAUCACGAGACGUUGUGUGAAGAUCGUGAUUUGCUUGUUAUGUCCCAAAUGCAAUUCCUUUCAAUUCAAAUGCACACCUCGCGUAUUCAGUUAACGGCCGGAAAUUUCUUCGUGAUGACCCGAAAGAUUUUGCUAACGCUAACCUCCGCCAUCUUCACCUAUUUCCUCAUUAUCGUCCAAUUCGAAUCGGAAGCCAAAGAUGACCUAAAAUCUCGGGCAUCAGUUGGGAGGGGU
Mesorhabditis spiculigera is the source of this 909-nucleotide messenger RNA. The record is from the annotation of a GenBank genome assembly. Lineage: Eukaryota; Metazoa; Nematoda; Chromadorea; Rhabditida; Rhabditidae.